AUGCGGCUUCCAUACGCCCCCAACACCCCGCCCACCGGUGAUGAUGCCGCCGACACCGCGGGCAUUUAUGCCCGCAUCGCAGCGCGGAGGAACCCGCGUCCCCUAAUCCCACUCGACCUCGCUCUGCUGCACAGCCCGCCGGUCGCAGAUGGCUGGAAUAGCUUCCUGGGGGCCAUCCGCACGCGCACCGUGGUGGACUCGGGUAUCCUGGAGCUGGCUGUCUGCCGGGUCGCCGUGCUCAAUGGCGCGGUGUAUGAGUGGGAUUCCCAUGCCCCUCUCGCGCUCAAGGCUGGCAUCAAGCCUGAAGAGCUGCAGGCCGCCCGGACCUUGCCCUGCACGGCGGAGGGAGACCUCGCCCAGUUGGACAGUAGCCCGUUGUCUUCGCGCCAGCGUGCUGUGCUGCGGUAUACCGAUCAGAUGACCCGGACCAUCAAGGUCGAAGAUGAGGUGUUUGCCCAGCUUCAGACGGCUGGGUUCAACCAUCGGGAAAUUGUGGAACUCACCACCGGCAUCGCUGGAUAUAACUGCGUGAGUCGCGUCUUGGUUGCCCUGGAUGUGGGCGAGAACAACCACCGGGAAAUGAAGAGCGUCGAUGAAUUGGUCGCGGCUCUGAAGUAA
Molecule: messenger RNA, 618 nt
Organism: Penicillium canariense
Lineage: Eukaryota; Fungi; Ascomycota; Eurotiomycetes; Eurotiales; Aspergillaceae
Product: carboxymuconolactone decarboxylase family protein
Exons: 1
Coding region: 1-618 (205 amino acids)
Molecular function (GO): peroxiredoxin activity
Source: RefSeq, a predicted model, not a curated record